This is a messenger RNA of Cooperia oncophora, 498 nucleotides long. The record is from the annotation of a GenBank genome assembly. NCBI's taxonomy places the organism in Eukaryota, Metazoa, Nematoda, Chromadorea, Rhabditida, Trichostrongylidae.
AUGGAAGAUGAAAACGAAGUCGGACUACCCGCGAAGGGUAUCAGUAUGAUUAUCAAAGAAGUACUGCCGGAUAUGCGAAUCGCGAAUGAAUCUCGUGAACUGUUCGCUGCGUGUUGUGUGGAGUUCGUGAAAUAUGUGGCAAGAGGAGCUCAGCAUGUUAGCGGACACGAUCAACGGAAAACCAUCUAUCACGAACAUGUUCUGAAGGCGUUACAACUGCUGCAGUUCCCUCCAGAUUACGCCGAGGCUGCCGACAGUGUGCUCGGCGAGUGUAAGGUUGCGGCGGAGAAACGCCUGAAACGAAAGAAUUCAAGACUGGACAAAUGCGGUAUACCUGAGGAGGAGCUGUACCUCAUGCAGCAACAGUUGAUCCAACAGGCUCGAGAACAGGAUCCUGACCAGUUACGAGCACAAGCGGCUGCUGUACAGCCUUUACUUCCGGAACAACAAGUGUUCGCGGCGCAGCCAGCGCAGGAUGAUGAUGAGUAUGACAUAUGA